Heteronotia binoei (common prickly gecko) is the source of this 1675-nucleotide messenger RNA. It is a transcript of the gene C1GALT1, whose product is annotated as core 1 synthase, glycoprotein-N-acetylgalactosamine 3-beta-galactosyltransferase 1. The transcript has 4 exons. Gene Ontology annotation, molecular function: N-acetylgalactosaminide beta-1,3-galactosyltransferase activity. NCBI's taxonomy places the organism in Eukaryota, Metazoa, Chordata, Lepidosauria, Squamata, Gekkonidae. The record is from RefSeq and is a predicted model, not a curated record. Bases 189 to 1298 code for a protein of 369 amino acids. Gene Ontology annotation, cellular component: membrane.
GCUGGAGGCCGAGGAUGGGCGCUGCCGCGUCGCAGCCCGCCCGCUUCGCCGGGAGGGGGAUGGCGGUGCUAGGAGGAGGGCGAGGCCGGCUGCUCCUGCCUUUCUCGCCGGCCGCCGCUCUUGGGAGGCUCUGGGGCGCCUGAGAGCCGCCGGUGGGCCUCGCCGGGGCAAGAAACUCUCUUCAGGAAAUGGCCAUUCCUAAAUCUUUGCUAAAUUGCCUGACCUUUAUCUUUGGAUCAGCAAUUGGAUUUUUCUUAUGUUACAUGUUGUUCAGUUUAAUACUGGAGGAACAGGUUAAGACUGGGCCUCGUAUCCUUUACAACAAUCCCCAUGGCCAUCACACAGAUGAUGAUGAAAGUGAUCAACUGCAUGGACAGAUGAAUUUCAAUGCAGAUGCUGGGCAACAUAAAGAUGAAGACAAAAAUAUUGCUGAAGAACUCCACCAGAGGGUAAAAAUCCUUUGCUGGGUAAUGACUGGUCCUCAGAAUCUGGAAAAGAAGGCCAGACACGUCAAAGCGACUUGGGCCCAACGUUGCAACAAGAUGCUGUUCAUGAGUUCUGAAGAAAACAAAGACUUCCCAACAGUGGGUUUAGAAACCAAAGAAGGUAGGGACCAGUUGUACUGGAAGACCAUUAAAGCUUUCCAGUAUGUCCAUGACCAUCAUCUUGGUGAAGCUGACUGGUUCAUGAAAGCAGAUGAUGACACAUAUGUUGCACUGGACAACUUGAGGUGGCUUCUUUUGAAGUACAAUCCUGAAGAAGCAAUGUAUUUUGGAAGAAGGUUUAAGCCUUAUGUGAAACAGGGCUACAUGAGUGGAGGUGCGGGCUAUGUGCUGAGCAAAGAAGCCCUGCGGAGGUUUGUGGAUGCUUUUAAAACCAACAAAUGUUCUCAUAGCUCUUCCAUUGAGGACUUGGCAUUGGGCAAAUGCAUGGAAACCAUUGGGGUAAAAGCUGGUGAUUCCCGGGAUACAAGUGGAAAAGAAACAUUCCAUCCCUUUGUGCCUGAACAUCAUUUAAUCAAAGGAUACCUACCCAGAACUUUUUGGUACUGGAAUUAUAACUACUACCCUCCUAUAGAGGGUCCCGGAUGUUGCUCUGACCUGGCAGUUUCUUUCCACUAUGUCGAUGCUGCCACUAUGUAUCAGUUGGAAUAUCUGAUUUAUCAUCUCCGCCCCUAUGGUUAUCAAUUCAGGUACAAUCCUGAUUUUCCUAAGACUUUAAAAAUGCAAAAUUUAAGUGACACAGCAAAAGACAAUGCAAAACCCAAAGUCGAAGGUCCUCUGAAGGCCUCUAAAUAAAAUGACGUCUAGUGCACUGAAGAAGCCUUAUGGAACGACAGACUAACACACUAAGCCUGCACAGAUGGCUAGAUAUUUUUUUUUGUCCUUUCAAGCGACUGCAGACUGCAGAUGUCAGAAAGAAGAUGUCAGAAAGAAGUUUUACAUGCAAUGAAGGAGAAAGACCAGAUUCUUUUUUUCCAGUGAGCUAUGUAUGCACAGGGGCUUCCUGCUACAAUCAACGACCCUUGUCCAGAUCCACAUGAUUAUGCAGUAUUGUAGCUCUUUGAAUCAGCGAAGCCAGUUCUUAAAAACUUCGGCUGCUUCGACUCCCAUGGAUUCAUGCAUGAAAAUAUAUUUCUAUAAAAAUUGUUAAAUAAAUUGUUUGCUUAGAUGCU